GAUUCAAACAAGCUUAUCUCUGAUUCUCUCCCAUGUGAUCAUAUCUAUGACUUCCUUAGCAGCCGGCCAGCAGGUUGUUGGCACUUUUACUUUAUAAAUUUCCUUUGCACACUCAAAUCCUCCCUAGUUCCGACCACCAAUCCGAUCUAUCACACAAAAAUGGGUGCUACUAAGGCUACAGAUGAUGAAACCUAUGACAGAACAACCGAAAUAAAAACAUUCGACGAGACGAAAGCCGGCGUUAAGGGUCUAGUCGACGCCGGAAUCACCAAAGUUCCCCGGAUGUUUCACACUCAACCGGACCCCUUUGUCCAGGCAUCAUCAUCACAUGACGAUCCAGACAAAACCCGGUUCAGUAUUCCGGUGAUAGACCUGCAGGGCAUAAACAGCGGUUCAGAGCAACGCAGGGAGGUGGUCGACAAGGUCCGAGGUGCAUCGGAGGUGUGGGGGUUUUUCCAGGUGGUCAAUCAUGGGAUUCCUGCCAGUGUCCUGGAAGAGAUGUUGGAUGGUACCCGGAGAUUCUAUGAACAAGAUACUGAGGUGAAAAAAGAAUGGUACACGCGGGACAGUUCGAAGAGAGUUGUUUAUAACAGCAACUUUGAUUUGUAUAGUGCAGGCUCAGCCAACUGGAGGGACACAACUUAUUGCAGCAUGGCUCCUCAUGCUCCCAGUCCAGAUGAAUUGCCUGAGGCCUGCAGAGAUAUACUGAUUGAGUACUCUGAGCAAGUCAAGAAAUUAGGCCUUACCUUAUUUGGUUUGCUUUCUGAGGCUCUUGGCCUAAACCCCAACCAUUUGAAUGAGAUUGGGUGCCCAGAAGGACUAGCCGUUCUGUACCAUUACUAUCCAGCAUGCCCUGAACCAGAACUAACCAUAGGAGCCAGCAAGCAUUCUGAUUCUGACUUCAUGACAGUGCUGCUACAAGACCAUAUUGGAGGCCUUCAAAUCCUCCAUGAGAAUCUUUGGGUUGAUGUUCCUCCUGUACCAGGAGCUUUAGUCAUAAACAUUGGUGAUCUCUUACAGCUGAUAUCAAAUGACAGGUUCAAGAGUGUUGCACACAGAGUGUUGGCCAGUGAUGUUGGUCCAAGGGUAUCAGUGGCCAGCUUCUUCACCACCGGUCAUGUACCAUCAUCAAGGAUCUAUGGUCCGAUCAAGGAAUUAUUGUCUGAAGAUAAUCCUGCAAAGUAUAGGGAAACUACAGUGAGAGAGUACUCAGUUCACUAUGAUGCAACAGGGCUUGGAGGUAAAUCUGCCUUGCUAGGUUUCAGGAUCUAGAAAACCUUGUACUACAAAGAUUAGUAUCAGUUUGGUUUGUAUUAAGUGUUAGAUAAAUGUCACUUUCAUUAGGAAAGUGGAUCCACUAGCAGAAAACAUGGAUCCACUAUCCCCUUAAAAUCAGGGAUUCAUUAUCUCAUUAUUAAGAUAUUGAAUUCCACUAUGAUUUCUGAAAGGUCAUUAUAAUGAAAUGCCAUUUUCCUGUUCAUAAGUGGUGCAAACAGUUAAACAGUAGGAAA
Molecule: messenger RNA, 1511 nt
Organism: Ipomoea triloba (trilobed morning glory)
Lineage: Eukaryota; Viridiplantae; Streptophyta; Magnoliopsida; Solanales; Convolvulaceae
Product: 1-aminocyclopropane-1-carboxylate oxidase homolog 1-like
Exons: 4
Coding region: 160-1272 (370 amino acids)
Source: RefSeq, a predicted model, not a curated record